Molecule: messenger RNA, 1506 nt
Organism: Corythoichthys intestinalis (scribbled pipefish)
Lineage: Eukaryota; Metazoa; Chordata; Actinopteri; Syngnathiformes; Syngnathidae
Product: delta-type opioid receptor
Exons: 2
Coding region: 520-1506 (328 amino acids)
Biological process (GO): positive regulation of cytosolic calcium ion concentration; calcium-mediated signaling; immune response
Cellular component (GO): membrane; external side of plasma membrane
Molecular function (GO): C-C chemokine receptor activity; C-C chemokine binding
Source: RefSeq, a predicted model, not a curated record
CUUCCUGUCACCACGACAACUGCAAUUGACCCUCCCUUCGGAAGUCAGCAGACACAGGUCAUGGCAUCCUCCAUUGUUAACACGACAGAGAGAGAAUUCACCUGUGCAAAGGCCGAUUCUCAAGAGGAGCCCUCCUUUGUGGUACAGCAACGGCUGAUUAUGGAUGGCUGACAACCAACCUGGUCAAGAUGUCGUGAGGUGAUGAGAAACGAAACAAACUGGAAUAUUUAGAAACUAGGAUAUAUUUCCCAUGAAGGAUUGAUUUUUUUCAAUCUGAAAAGACAAUCAUGAACUUCUUUGAAUGCGUGUAUUCUUUUUAACAACAGUAUCAGGCUCAUUGUGGUGUUUUAGCAACGAUGCUUGAAGAAAUUGUUGGAAAUUGUUAUUCUUUUCCUGCUUGAAACGUCAUUCACCAACAAUGUGAGCAAUCAUUUCCACUCAUCUUAUCUGCUGUUUAUGAGCACCUGAAGCACAACUGCAGUGGCAGCACAAUUGAAAGACUAAAGUGAAGAAAUAAAAAUGCUGCUGUAUAAUUCUGAAUGGGUCGGAGAUCAGCUAAACAACAGCAGUGACGAUGGGGCCGGCAACGUGGAACAAAUCCUUGUCCCUGUAUUUGACAUUCUCAUCCUGAUAUUGGGCGUAGGAGGCCACACCAUAGUGAUUGUGAUCCUAAGUAAGAGGAGCAGAAUGCGGAUGUCUCGGACAGGAACAGGUACAGACAUCCUGCUGCUGGCUCUGAGCUUUGCAGAUCUUCUUCUACUCGCCAUGCUUCCCUUCCACACAAUCGCCAUCGCCAUGCAGCGAUGGCCUUUCGGGGACUUCCUAUGUCGUCUAGCGGGCUUUUUGGGAUCGGCCUGCGCAUCAGCCAGUGCCUUCACGUUGUCCACCCUCGCGGUGUCGCGCUACGUGACAGUAGUGCACCCAGCAAAAGCUUACCGCUUCCUCUCUCCACGCCACGUAGUCAUCACAGCCGCGCUUCUUUGGAUCCCGGCCUGCUGCCUGGCGACACCCCAGUUAGUGUUUCGUUUUGUGGGACCCCAACCCAACAACCCCGACGGCCUUGCUUGCUUCGCAUUCCUGUACCACAGAGAUCAGCUCAUAUAUGGAUUAGUCCACUUUUUGGUGGCUUUUUUGCUUCCCCUGGUCACCAUCGCCAUCGCAUAUGGCAACAUCUACUUGUUCCUGUGGAAGACUCGGAAUGCUGUUCAGGCUCCACAGGUUGAACGUUACCAGAGCAAGGUAACCCAGACAUCAGCAUUGCUGGUGGUGGCCUUUACUCUGUGCUGGCUACCGUCCUAUGGUCUAACACUGGCCUUGCUAUCUGACAAAAGCUCAGGAGCCACUGGCAGCUCACCACGUUAUGGACCGUUCAGCGUGUUUGCACGACUAAUGGCUAUUGCUUCAACGGUGUUAAACCCCAUUCUUUAUGUGCUCAUCUCUCAAAGGUUUAGACAAGAUUUGCUGAGGUUGUUUAAGAGAGAAGGGCAGAGAGCCGGUGGGGGAUGA